AUUCUUAAAAUCCCCCAUCCCGCCGCUAUUUAAAGCCUCCUUAAACCUCCUCCUCUUCCCCACCACCAUAACCAAGAAUUCUAUUAUUUGCACAAAAAUAGUCUCACAACACAAUUCUUACUUUUGAAAAAAAAGCACAUUUUUUUGUAUCAAAUAUAUAAGAAAAGCAGGAAUUUUUUUUCAGAUACCCAAUUCAGCAAAAAAGAUGUUAGCGUGUUUAGUUGAAAGAUUUGUGGCUGAGAAUGACGCUGAUUCAAUACCUGAACCUGAAAAAAUCGACGACGGCGUUUUGAAAGACUUGGACAUUGAAGGAAGCAUUGAUUAUGGACUCACGGUUACCGGUUUAGCCGGUAAAGAUUUUGGCGGCAUGUAUGCAGUGAAGCCGUUAGCCGUUAUACGUCCGGCCGGUGCCGAUGACGUCGCGCGGGUGAUUAGGCAAGCGUUACACUCACCAUCAUUAACGGUAGCGGCGAGGGGUAACGGUCAUUCCAUUAACGGCCAAGCUAUGGCCCACCAUGGACUCGUUAUCAAUAUGAAAUCAAUGGGCGAUAAUAACAGAAUCGACGUCAGCGUCUCCGCCAUGUACGCCGACGUAGGUGGCGGAGCAUUAUGGGCUGAUGUCUUGAAACGCUGCGUUUUGGGAUAUGGCUUGGCUCCUACCUCGUGGACGGAUUAUCUUGAUUUAACGGUCGGAGGUACUUUGUCUAACGCCGGCGUCAGUGGCCAAGCUUUCCGUUAUGGACCCCAAACGUCAACCGUAACGGAAUUGGAAGUGGUUACCGGAAACGGAGAGAGAACCGUCUGCUCAAACUCUCAAAAUUCUGAACUCUUCUUCUCUGUUCUUGGCGGACUUGGUCAGUUUGGUAUCAUCACUAGAGCUCGGAUUUUGCUUCAACCCGCCCCGGAUAUGGUAAGGUGGAUAAGAGUGGUAUACAGUGAAUUCGACGAGUUUACUCGUGAUGCUGAGUUACUGGUAAUGAGUCCGGAAUCGUUCGAUUAUGUGGAAGGAUUUGUGUUUGUGAAUAGUGAUGACCCGGUAAAUGGGUGGCCGUCGGUGCCAUUGGAUUCAAAUCAUUCAUUUGACCCGACCCAUUUACCAACAAACACUGGCCCGGUUCUCUAUUGCCUUGAAGUGGCCCUGCAUUAUCACAACCAUGACCAUCCCUCCACUGUAAAUAUGAUGGUGGAGAAAUUGUUUGGACGAUCGAGAUUUAUCGAACACUUGAGGUUUGAGAUUGACUUGAAUUAUAUGGAUUUCUUGUUACGAGUAAAACGCGUAGAACAAAUGGCUAGGGAUAAUGGUAUAUGGGAUGCACCUCAUCCAUGGCUUAACAUGUUCGUUUCCAAGAGAGACAUUGCCGCGUUCAAUCGAAUUGUGUUCCAAAACAUCUUAAAAGAUGGUAUCAAUGGUCCUAUGUUGACAUAUCCUCUCAUCCGAAGCAAGUGGGAUAAUCGAUCAUCAGUGGUGUUACCCCAAGGUGAAAUAUUUUACUUAGUGGCUCUGCUUCGGUUUAGCCAUGCACAUCCAAAAGAGUCUGAAAUAAACGAGAUGGUAGCACAGAACCAAGAGAUCUUGCAAACUUGCAUAAACAAUGGGUUUGAUUUCAAGUUGUACCUUCCGCAUUACAAGUCAACAGAGGAAUGGAAGAAGCACUUUGGGGAUCAAUGGGGAAGAUUUGUAGAGAGAAAGAGCCAGUUUGAUCCAAAGGCUAUCCUUGCACCUGGCCAAAAAAUAUUUACUAGAAACCAUCUACUCUAAUAAAUAUCUACGUAUUACUUUGUGGUAGGUCAAUUGUUUUUUUUCUCCAUUUAGAGUCUUUUCCCUUUUCAUUGGAUAUCGCAAUUGUUACGAAACAGCUCUAAAAGAAUGUAAAUGAAAAAGUUGAAGGAUGUUCCUCAUCUUUGUCUUC
Molecule: messenger RNA, 1910 nt
Organism: Nicotiana tabacum (common tobacco)
Lineage: Eukaryota; Viridiplantae; Streptophyta; Magnoliopsida; Solanales; Solanaceae
Product: cytokinin dehydrogenase 7
Biological process (GO): cytokinin metabolic process
Molecular function (GO): cytokinin dehydrogenase activity; FAD binding
Source: RefSeq, a predicted model, not a curated record